This is a messenger RNA of Caenorhabditis auriculariae, 10527 nucleotides long. The record is from the annotation of a GenBank genome assembly. Lineage: Eukaryota; Metazoa; Nematoda; Chromadorea; Rhabditida; Rhabditidae.
AUGCUCCCAUCUUCCGCUUUUCUCAUCGCUGGUAGCUUUUCUUGACUUAUCAUUGAUUUACCUGAAUUUUUGCUUCUUAAAAUUUGGAUUUUUUUCAAAGGUGCUUAUAAGAAUCAAGUGAGAAAAAGAAAAGAGAAGCUUUUUUUGAAUUAUGUUUCUUUAUUUACAGUUUUUUUAAAUCUUGCCAAGAAUUUUUUUGAAGUUCCUCCAAUGAACCCUAGAACUUUUUCUCUGUGGGCUUGAAGUUUCAGUAAUUUGAAAUAUUUUUUAGACAGACAGCGAAUUUUCGAUUCUGUCAAUAGUUUCUCAACGGUUCAUAAGCAGAACUGGGAAUAACUUCAAAAUUUAAGGUUAGGGCGUCCACAAUCCGAAAACCGAUAAUUUGAGUUCAAAAGAUGAGAUAUCGCUUUAAUUGAACGCAAAUAAAAGGUUUAAUGAAAUAUCUGCAGCUUUAGCAGGAAUCAUCUUUCAGAAGUUCAGACUAUUAAGAAUUAUUUUCUAUUUAGAAUGUUUGAAAUAUUCGAAAAAAAAAUGAAUAAAUUAUCUUUUAUAGGCUGUGUGAAAUUCCACGGAACGACAUUCCGCUGUGCCGCUGCGCGCCUUUGCGAACCGGGGUCGCGCUUUCAAUUUUUUUUUCUUCUAUCAAGGUUCUCUACUUUCAUGUGCUCCCAUAGCGAUAAAAAUCAAUUGAAAGCGUAAGCUAAAUUCGAAAGACGCUUCGCGAACGCGCGCAGCGGAACAGCGGAAUGUCGUUCGGUGAAACUUUAAGUCGUGGCACACAUACUAUAUGUUUGAAAAUAGAGCAGACUUCAAGAAAAUAAACUUUUCUAGAGGAGUAACUUGAAAAAGGCUUCUUGAAAACUUUCAAGUGUUCAAGAGUAGUUGCAUAUUUAUAAGCAGAAUAAGAGAAAAUCAUGUUUUCUUACAGCUCUGUGUGCUCUUCAUGUCUCUGCUCAAAGCGGAAACAUCUACGGCUAUAACUACGACAGUAGUUCUGGUGGCAGCGGCUUGAGUUAUGUUGUCAACCCAAACUACCGAUUUUUGAACAAUCAACUGGCUUCUGAAUAUGCACAAACAUAUCAACAAGAGUCGAGAGCGUAUGAUCAGAGUGAGCCAGGAAAAAACAACACAAAAAGAUUCAAAACGUCCAGAUGGAGGAUCAAGCCAGAACAACUUCCCUGGGUAUUAUAAUGGGCCUCCUAGGACGAACGACCAACAAAAUCAAAUAAACUAUCAAGAUAUUCAACGAGUGAGAUAAUGAAACAGUUUUUUCAUUUUUUUUUUCCUAAUUCAAGGACACCGGUAAUAAUUUUGCCACAAGCACCGCUUCAAGCAACAUCUACGGGUACAACUACGGAUCAGGCAGCAGUUCGGGAUCUGGCAGCAACUACGUCAAUCCCAACAACGUCUAUUACUCUGGUGAGCUCUUUUGAACGGACAGAUAGCAAAAAAAAAACGAACGAAAAGCUCAAACUUUCUUUAUAGACUUUUUUGCUGUUUUGAGUGCUCAAAUGGGCUUCUCAGUGUAUUUCCAAUAGUAAACCUUUUUUUCCUUUUCCAAGCAAACGGAGUUCAGAUUCUCAAACGGAACACGACUUUUCAGGGUCGAGCUCUACGGCAGCUCCUCUCUACUACCCAUUCGGACAGUACCAAGCCAAUACCAACACGAAUCCCUCGUUGAACAACGUGCAGAGAGAUCAGAGCAACCAACAGAGCAGCGGGGUAUACCAAAGCGCAAGCGAUCUGAAAACAACUCGCCUGCGGGACCAACCAGCCUCCUACACGCCGAAUCUUAAGGGAGAAGGACCGAUGCGCGGACCGACGCUCGCCUCCACCAGGUUCUUUGAUCCAGGCAAUAACAAAACUGAGAUGUACUAUCCCUAUCGGUAAGUUCCUCGUUGAAAUGGAACCUGACUCAUCGAAAGUUUGAAAAAUAUGAGAUUGGUUUGGUUGGAAUCUUUUUUUGUUGUAGGUCGGCUCACAAAUUUGAGGCACUUGACCUCGCUUCAAUUUUUCAAAUAUGAAUAUUUUUCAGUUUGACCAAAUCUUUCGUUCUUUAUCGAAGCGACUAUAAAUUUCUACGAUGUGACAUUCUAGAAACUUUUUUUCGAAAGUUUUUCUCUCAGCAAAAAUCUUUUGACUUUUCUUGGCGCAGCCCAGUUUUAACGGAAAAAUUGUAAGUUGAAAACCAUUUUCAGAACAAUAAGAGGUUCAGACGGAUUUUUGUAUGGUCCAAUAGUCUGAGAUUUUUCUAAAAUUUUUUUAGUCUUAUUACGUUUGAAAGUUCAAACUAAACUACUGGAAAUACAAUGAAUUUUUAGAGGCAAUUUCGGAAAUGGAAAAUUGGAGAGUUUUCAGUCCAUUAAUAGAAAAAAUAUUAAAAUUUCGGUUUUACAGCACAUCCACGAACUACAAUCUCCCGCCAACAAACAAUGGCAAUCCGUCUGCAAACCAAGUUUUCUUCAACCCCAGUCAAUCAUCAAGCACAUCAAACAUUCCGAACUCGGGUAGAUAAGUCAGGACAGAGGAACCUUUUUACCCUUUUUGGAACCUGGAAAAAUUGUAAAUUCACUUUUUCAGAUCAAUCUUGCCCUUUUUGUAAUUUUAGUUUGUACAGUUCCUGCUUUUUCCACUGUGUACCAAACACGUCUUUCUCAACAAAUGCUUGCGUUGGAAAUAAAAAUUUAACUCUUAAUAUCAAAUUCAAUCAUUAACAUUGUGAAGCAGAGCAUGCGGAAUAAUUAUGGCACUCAUGAGAUCCGCACCUAUGAAAAAAAAUUGGUAUUCGAUUGACAAAAACCUUUUUUUUUGUUCGAGAAGUGUGAAAAGAGGCAUGAACCCACAAGAGAAAAUAAUAGAAAACUAUCGGGAUAAAACAAUGUCAGCAGAUCGGUUCACCGUGAUUUUUUUUUUAAACAAAAACGAGAAUCCAUCGAAAAAGCUGAAAGGAAAAAAAAUUGACAGCCGUUUUUUUUACGACCAUUAAAAAUGAAGCUAACAGGACCUCCAUUAGAAGAAAACUUUGAUUUAUCCAUUCAACUCAUUAUAGCUCGAAAAGCACAUUGCUUACAUUAGUCCAUCAGUUGAUUCAAAAAAUAAAUUGAUUGAAAUUGACCACUAAAUGCAAUCCAGCAUGUUUUGAACGACACCAAGAAACUUUCUUAGUACUUCUCGCCAAUUUGAAGGGGGCUGUCAAUCGAAUGAUCCUUAUUGGUGCAACGAAUACGUGAAUAUCUACCUUAACGCUGCCACUACUUACAACUCUGUGCCCAGACAGGCAAGACCAAAUCUUUUUCUCUUUUCGAGGUUGUUUCCAUUUUCAGCAAGCUUGUAGAGACUUGGUCAGCUCACUCACUGAAAGCUACAAUGGUUGCUGCAAUACCGUUCGAGGUGCCGGCUGCCAAAUCUAGAAAAAUAAUAUUUGUAUAUUUUUCCCAUACCGGUUAUGUAAUAAAAGUCACAAACUUAUGAUAAAGUUAAAAAAUGGAAAAAAAAUUGAUUUUUUAAAAUUUUUAUGAAGUAUUAAAAAUAAAAGUAGUUGACAAAGAAGGUUGUUUUACUUUGCCGUUAUGGGUUCUCUAUAAACCUUCCAGAACCCAUCUUCAUGUACUAGAUGAAAGGUUAUACAAAUUGAAAUGUACAGAUUUGUUGCGAUUUUAUUUUUAAGCCUUGAACUUCGAAACGACAUAUAAAUCACACGUUCAAAGCUGUUAUUUUUUAUGUAAUACGCUUGAGUUUGAACCGGAUAAAAAAGUCUGACGGAUUGAAAACUGGGUAAUCGAAAAACUUCCUCCGAUUCAUGAUCUUCUAUACAAUGAAGCUUGACAAUGGAAAAAAGAAAAUUUCAUAUUCAGCUUCGAACUCCGAUCGAAAGCAUUCAUGCAUCAGUCAAGUGCUUGACGCUGGUGGGAUUCAGUUUAACUACCAUUGUUGCACAAAAUCCAGUCGAUUUACUUUUUUUUCUAUUUUUUCAACAAAAAAAAUUUUUUCGAGCGAGAAGACUAUGAGGUUUGGUUCGGCUCUUAGUUCAAAAAAAUUUAAAUUCAUCGAAAAAAGUUUUUCUACAUACUUUAUCAAUUGGCUAAUCACUGAAUAAAAAUGAAAUAAUCAAUGUAUACUUUGGGAUGUCAUUCUUAAGUCUCGGCUCAAGAAUACGGAGCCAUCUGAAAAAUAUAUCCAACAAAAAGUAAUUCCAAUUUUUUUUAUAACUCACGCUGAAAAUCAGCCUAAAAGCUAUAGAAUAUAUCUUAAAAUUCCUUGGAAGUCUCCCCAUUUACGUAUCCCAUCCCGUUUUUUUUUGUUUCCAACUUACCUGCUGCAUUCCACGCAGAUCUAUAAAUAUCAUACAAGAUAACUACGACCUUAAUAUUUCUCGCUGGGAACUGAAGAGAUGUGAGACGACAUGUUCAAAGCGAGGGAAUCCACUCGACUGAAAUAGCUAUUCUUUUCCGAAGUGGCCUAGAUUAAGCCCAGACGUUUUGCUUAGGAAACAUCUCAAUCGCAACUGAAAGGACGCAACACCGCCGGCGGAAGCUUACGCAGGACGGAAGGCUACGCAGCGAGACAAAUUACCCGAGCGAUUAAGCGGCCUCGCGAACAAAGAAGGCUUGGCAGCUUGCCAGGACAGUUGUCCGGCAACGCGUUCGCCGUGUUACGCAAGUGUCGGUUCUGCACUGAGUUCCUCCUCGCUCCGAACUCCCCGAUCUCAGGUACCGACAUCGCAAUGGAAGUAUCAGGUAUCUUCACGCUCCAGUCAAAGUUUAGGUUAUAUAAGGAUUUUCUUUCAAAUUUUUCAAGUUCAUUCCUUCUCAAAAAAGCCUGUCAAAGUUUUUCGGUUGGGUGGUAUGUUUUCGAAGCUGCAGGUGUUUAUUAAAACAGAAAAGGUUAUAAAAGACCUCAUUCGAUUUUACUUUGUUUCUUCCGGGUUUUCGAAUUGCAAAAAAAGUUUUUGAGCGAUAAAAAACUUUUUUCCUGUGGCAUACAAAGAAAGUUUCCAGCUCAGAAUGAUUUUCUAACAAAAUGGAGGAAAUCGAUUUUUCUGAUGAAACUCUACCUUGAGAAAAAAAUUUCUCUUGGAAAGCGUAGUAAAAAUAAAGAAGACUCCUAUAUAAAGCGUACAGGCUUUUUGGGAGAUUCAAAGAUUCUUUUUUUGCGAAUGACUUUUUGUUUGCACCCACACCGUCUUCUCAUUGAUUUGCAGAAUCAGCGAAUGUCAUAAAUGCUAAUAAAAAGUGAAUGGAUUGUAUGUCGAUGAAAAAAGAUAUUUGACUUUUGCCCCGAGGCUGCUGAAGCAUGCGAAAUGCGCGGUUCAUUUGCGUUGGUGGUCGCGUUUCGACUGUAGACCGAUCUUCCAUUCUCUUCUAUUUGUCGCUCAUUCGCGCAUCCUUUCGUAUUCCAUCCACAUUGAGAUCUCAAAGAACUUUUUCCUUUGCUUUCUUUUUUGGCUUCCGGCAAAACACGUGGCGGCCUUUUAUUGCGGUUCAUCGGCCACAGGCGGAGCUUUACGAGCCCGAAAAUCUGUGGAAAAAUUUUUCUCGUGCUGAUCGCUUGCAAAUGUUCGGCAUUCAGCAAUGCUUUUGUUGCGUUCAUUGGCAUUUUUCAGAACUUCUCGAACAAAAAAUCACAACUUACCUGAAUAUGAUAUUUUUUAUUUUGACUCAAACUCUUUUUGAAGUAAAAAAUUGAAAAUGUAACCUGAAACAUUAUUUUGUGCAUGAGUCUUCAAGUUCAUCAAGUAACCUGAAGUCGAAAAUCAUCUAGAAACCUGAAUCAAAAAAAAUAACUAUGACUGAUCAGCAAGUUCAGCAAAAUGAUUGCUGGUUGUCAAAUUUUGAGUGGCUUCCCGCUUUUUUCUUUGUGUCCAAAAGUUUAAGAGCGAAUUUAUUGAGCUCAAAGGCGUAAAUUUGCUUUUUUUUUGAUUUUUUUCAUUCAAUCUUACAGCUGUCUUUCAGCCUAACUUUGUAAAUAGGAGUGAAGUUUUUCUCUAGUUUUUGAAUUAUUUCUAAAUUUUUGGAACAAUUGGAAGUUGAAAUUUGAAAAAAAGGCUCUAUUGAAAUUUUUCCAUAAUUUUAAAUGUUUUUUUCCGAAACAAGAACUUAUUUUUUUCGAAAAAAACUCACUCGAGUUCAAGUUUCCUUUUCAAAUAAGAUGGGCAACAUUGAGAGCUAUCCACUGUUACAUGGCCAUAGAAUACUCACAAAAAAUUUCGUUUCUCGAACUUGUUCAUGAGGUGAUUUUGGAGAAAAACAAAGAUUAAUUUUGAGCGUGUCUAUUACCAAAAAUAGUUUACGUGGGAUGCUAGCAUUUCGCACACAAUAAUGUGUGUUUGCACAUUUCGAUCGGCGGAAAAUUCAGAGAGAAGGCACGUUUUUCAUGGGCUUCUCGACCUUGGGCAUGAAUUCCCUCUCAUUUAUUUGCGAAAUGAGUCAAGACCUUUCGCAGAUGAUUGAGUUGAGCAACGGCUGAGUUCAUUUGAUUAUUUCGGCUUGAAUUGGUGUUUUUCUUUUUCUCAAUAAAUAAAUCUCAAUUUGGGUCAAUCAUCUAGAUCAAUCUCAUCGAACACUUGAAUUUCUAGAGUUGGCGCUAUUCAACGGAUAAAAACCAGCAGACCAACACCAUGCUGUUUUUAAAUUCACAUCAAAAAACUCGGGAUUUUCGUCCAACUUCUCCGGAAAUCUACAAAAUCUGAGAAUAAGUAGAGAAGCCUGAGGAAAAAAAACUUUCUUGUUAUUGAAAGGAUAAUAAAGCACUGAAUUUAUCUGUGAGUCCGAAAAUUCGAAACUUUUUCUAGGAACUUCCUGGUUCAAUUCAAUCUAAAUUACUUUUUUUGAAAACCUGUUCAACCAUCUAAAAGAGACAUUGAUGACUCACAGUGUUCAAAAAAGCGCGGCGUUUGUGUCGUAUUUUGGAUUGGCAAAUAUCCGGGAGUUUUUAUAUCAAUGCUCUCUAUUAUUGUAUCCGUUAUCUGAUUGAGAGUUCUCUCAAAGUUCCUUUUUUGUCAAUCAUCUUCGAAGUCGGGCGGUUUGUUCAUUUUAUCUGAGGCUCUAUUGAUUGCUAGAAUAAAAUUCUAACAGCUCUCUUUUCAUGGGAAGAAAAGGAACUGUUAAAAAUUUAGCGUUCGUCUGUCAGUCAUAUCUUCACUCCUGUGCUCUUUUUUCUCGAAGUGAGAGUAUAAUUUUUCGUUUCCUCUUUUGCAACUCUCGCGUCAAUGUUUCAGUGAAGCUCUGUGUAAUAAAGCCGCCCGGAAGUAUAUUGUUUACUUCUGGUUUACAACUUUCUCUUUUUUUCUUGAAUUUUGGUUCUUUUCAGUUUUUCUUUAUUGCGGUGUUAAAUUUAAAAAUGGUCGUGUGGGCUAUGACAAAUAGCUUGUAAGCGUGAGAAUGUGGUUUUGUGUCAGUUACCUGAAGGAUAUAAAACUGGAAUCUAUUAAGAAAACUUUUUGUGCGACUUUUAUUUUUAUUUUUCAAAUAAGUUUUCAAACAGUCCAUUCUUCACAGAACUCGUGGAAGAACAUGUUAUUUUUAGAAGAAUACACAGUUUUUUUACUGUUUCUCAUAAAUAUUGUUGGGAACAGUGUGAUUUCGAGGUACCUGAUGUCAUUUUGUUUAUUUUGCGGGCCUUCGGCAAAAAAAAAUUGGCGUGUUCAAACGGGUUCACACACGAAGCGCAACAAUACAUCGCAAUUAUAGUAUUUUGAGUACCUUCGAAGGUAAAUAUCCAAAGAAAUUGGAACGUGAGGUCCGAUCGAAUUUUUUCUUCUUUUUGUUUUGUUCUAAACCAGGACUUCAAGUUUUUAUACGAUCUCAAGUCAGGAUCCCUUUUUCUUUAAGGAAAGUUUUAUUUUUUUUCGAAGAAAUUCGGAACGAUUUUUGGUUUGACCUGUUAUCUGCGUUUUCCCCUACAACAAGAAAUCCAUUGUUUUUCGGGCGACGUUCAAUUUUUCGGAAAAUUGUUUUUGCGUCGUUUUCACCAAACGGCAUCGAAAUGGCUCGAAAAAUGGGUCCAGAAUGAGGCGAAGAAGACGAAUGAUCAAAUGUCGCGAGAGAAUAGCCUCGGAGCAAAACGCGGAAAACUUUUUGGUCUCCCAUCUCCGAUUGCCGGAUGCUUUUUCUCGUUUUCUUCGGACGAUAGUUAUCUAAUCCAAUGGUCGGCUUUUUUUUUGUUGGGACUGCACUAGAUUUUGUAGGACAAAAUCUUUGCCCUCUUUUCUCCCUAAGAUUCUGCUUUGCCCGCUGUGCUGAAUAAUACUCCAAAUUAUUCACCACGUUUGAGAAUGUUAUGUUAUCUCCGGAGGUUUUUUUUUUUAAUCCACAAAAGGGAAAAAAAACCUUUUGAAUAAAAUAACACUUGUCUGGGUCCUUUAAAAAAAUUCAAUUGAGUUGUAUCAAUUGUUAUUUCAUUGUUGGAGAUUUCUCAAGUACGAUUCAGUUUUUUUUUCAAAAUGUUUUUGGAGAACCAUGUCUCAAAUUUCAAAAAUUACACCUAAAAGAACCAUUAAUUGUACUAUAUUAUUUUUAUAUGGCAAGAAUAAACCUGUUUGAUAUGUGAUAUAUUUUCCAAUGGCUUUACCUUUCUACUUUUACAAGCUCUUUUCAAACAGACUUUUUCUUUUCCGCAGAAACUCUAGAAAAAUUUGUCAUGCCUUUUGACCUUUUUUGUUUUCUCAAUUAUUUGCUCGUCACUAUCAACCUUCACUCUUUGUAGCUUUUGUGAUCAUCUACUUUCUUGAGAUAACACUCGCCAGAGUCAUAACCCCGGUUUAUGUGGCUACAUGCGUGUGCUACCCACUCAUUUACUAUUUGCCCGAUCGUCGGUGAACUUUUCUUUUUGUUCGUAUUCAUCCAAACACUGCCGCCACAGCGUUUUUUAUUUCAAAAACAUUAAAUCAAAAAAGUUCAGGUUGGAUAAACAUUUUUUGCCGUCUGCGAUUAUUCAAGAUGUUGGAAGUAGAGCCGCUCAACGUCGAGUGUAAGCUCUCGGUACUUGAAGCUCAAUUGGCUCAUUCAAAUGACAAAGUUCGUCGUGUUUUUGUUCUGAUACAACUGAUAAAAAGGUCACUUCGGCGUUAAAUGUGGAAUUCCUUAUAUCUUCAACCAUAAUUAUAUGUAUAUCCAGAUAAAACUCUUUCCUAUGUAGUUUUUAUAAGUUUCCUGAAGAAUACUCUGAAGGUUAAGAGUCGUUAUAGCCGCUACUUACUUCAAAAAACAACUGAACCGAAUUUCAAAAAAAGUUGCAAGUUUACCAACAUAAUCCCAUUAACAAUGAAAAACUUCGAAGUCUCUAAACCAACUUUUGAAUAGCUUGUGAAGUUCAAAAUUUUCAAGAUAUCUUUGGCAAACCUUCAAUAAUAUAAGAAAAUAAUUGAAAAUUUUUAACAUGCUUCUGAAAUAAUUUGCACUAUGAUUGGUAAUUUGAGAAACGAAAAAUAAUUUCAGAUUGCCAUGCGCGAAAACGUUAUUAUGCAACUGGAAGAGGAAAUCAAAACUAAAGAACGUUUGAUCUACGAGCAAAGCCACCUUAUCAGUAUUUUGGAGAACGAAGUUCCUGAGUCCAAAUAUGACACAGUGAGGAAAUUUUUAACAUUUUUGAGCUGAGUUUCAAAUAAAUUUCGUAGUAAUUGGUCUCGUGUAAAAUAUUGUUCCGGUUUUCAAAAGCGUCGCAAGACGACUCGCACCGAAGGACAUCUGAAAAUAUUGAAAGCUCUUAAAUGGAAUGAAAAGCACAAUAUCAAACUGUACUCUCUAAGUCAUUGCAAGAAGAUCAUGACGUUUUUUGUCAGGAAAUCUUUUUUUUUAAUAAAAGUUUUUUAAGGAUUCAAUCGGAAGUGAGAGUGAAAUCACAAUAAUUGAACGAGAAGUUGCGUCAAGCAGCUCAACCUCGCCCUGCGCUUCUGAGAAAAGCUCGAGCAGCUCUGGAAGGAGCGAUGAUCGGCCUUGUGUAGAUGACUGUCUCAGACAUUGUCGAUGCAGAGGACGACUAGAGCAGGUGAAAUUUCAUAAUUUUUGGCUUGCCUCAUUUAACUUUUUUUUUGCGAAACUUCUUUGAUAAGUGACUCAGAUGUAAUCUGUUCGAAAAAGUUUUAUCGUUCUGUGCUUUGUGAUUUUAACUUUACGGCUCUUUGAACACACAAAGUUCAAAUGAACGCAACUUUUUCGACACGUCAAUGAAAACGUCUGACGUUGUUGGUAACCAAUCAACGGAACAACCGUAGAAAAGUAACUAAAUAUAUAAAAAAAUUUCGAGGCAUUGCUGGACCGGGAACGGCUUGAACUGCAAAACGAACAGCUGCUGAAACAAUGGGAAGAAGCGUUGGAAUACGUUUCCAGUGUAAUAACUUGAAUAACUAUUCACAAAUAACAUUGAAGAUUGAAGGUUCAACGACAACUGCAGGAGGAACUCAAGAGAAACACGAAACACUACAUAUUUGAUCCCGAGAUAGAUCAAGAAAGCAUUGUCAUGUCGAAAUGUUUCCUCAAGUUCAUUUCCGUCUGCGCUGUCCUCAUAGCCUUUUAUUUAUACAGUAUUUGA